GCAGCGAAAUCCAAGAUGUCGGUUGACAGCACCGUUUCGUGGUCAAAGAGAAGUGUUCGCAAAUUUCUUCGUGUGUUCAAGAUACUCUCUUCGUCUUGUACUGUUUCUCGACACAAAUAUCAUCAUACGAGCAGUGAAUCGAUUUUGGGACUGGGAUGCUGUGGUGAUUUAAAGCGUGAGGAACAUUUUCGAGCACCGUAGCAUUCUCGAUGCAGUGACAACAAGAAGCUUCAUGCAACACAAACACUUUACGUUUCGUUGUAACAUUCGGUGCACUGAAAGCAAGGAAAGGAAAUGCUUAUCGUGAAAUUGAUGCACUCGUGUGAGCCUCGUUCGAAUGGUUCCGAACGUUCGGUAUUGCUUGGAAGGACUUGUGCAUUGUGCCGCUGUGGUCGAAUGCUAAUUGCUUGUGUCUGGAUGCGAAGUUACGUGAUAUCCUAUUCGCGUACUUGAUAAGAAGCGAUAACAUGUCUCGUUAAACAUGUUUAGCCUUCUGAGAUAUCGGAAAGCUUUUUCAAGCCCGGUUGCAGCUGUCACACCCACGUCGGCUAAGUUCUUACGAAGAACACCGAGGACUGCAACUCAGCCUUGGUCUAAUACGGCACCAACUGCCUGCAAAGAAAAGGAUGGACCGUGGGAACUGACCACAUCCGUGGGUAUCAACCUUGGGACAUAAAGGAACUUUACUGAGGAGCUGAGCACAAGGCCACGGCAAAGGGCUGAAAAUGACGCGCAGAAGUUAUUUAAGCGGUUGCUCGCUUGCUGUCUGUCUUUUACGGUUGUGCUGUUACGUUCACCAUGUUCAUCCUGUGACGGACACCGAGCGGCAAUGGCAAAACGGAAAAGUGAAGACCGAAGACGGUCACGCGGCAUCAACUGCCGAGCCAGAGGUUGCAAUAACUCGAGCGUCAAUUGCAGCCUUUCAUUCUUUGGCUUCCCAGGAGACGACAGGAGAUCUGCAUGGAUUGAGUACUCUGGCCGGCCUGAAUAUGCUGCUCUUUCACUUCGCGAACUCAAGAAUAGGAAGCUGUGUGAAGUGCAUUUUGCUUCCAAUUCAUUUGCAAACAGACAGAGGACUCAUUUGAAGAAAACAGCUGUUCCGACAGUGCCCCUCAGGGCAGUACGCAGUAGUGCAUCAAUGACAGCAGGUCAUUCAGUGCAUACAGAGGGACCCUUGUCAACUGCCCCUCUGGCUUUUCCACAUGCGACGGGCGGGAGACCUCAGGACGCCACUGCAGGCUGUUCAAUGCAUACAGAGGGACCCUUGUCAACUACCCCUCUGGCUUUUCCACAUGCGACGGGCGUGAGACCUCAGGACACCACUGGCCAUUCAGUGCAUAUGGAACUCUCUCCAUCUACCCGUCUUGCUUCUCCCUUGUAUCACAUGGACCCACAGGAAGGAACUGGUAACUCUCCUGGAGAAGUGGCUUGCAUCCAAACAAGCACAGCAGCCUCAGUUUCUAGUACGCAUACUGCAACACCAUCCCCGCACAGUGAUCCUCACGACCUCAGUCCAUUGGCAGUACCUCUAGAGCCAUCGGACACAGAUCUCGGCACACACCAGCCUGAAGGUUCUGUUUCUGCUGCUGAGAGGCCAGGGCGUCCCCAAAAGAAAAGAACACCUAGAACUGCUUCCCUUAUCUACAGGCUACAGACAACAAGGGAACGCCUGCGACGUUCUUUGUUUCGUAGCCGCGUAACUAGGCAUUUUGGGGGCCUCACCAAGGGCCAAAUUGUGCAUGGAGCAUCACGUUACCUUUCCAAACGUGCCCUUGAUCUCUUCCGUGCUCAGCUGUGCCUGCAGCCCUUACAGAAGUUUGGUCGUAGGUGGCCUCCCCAUUUCAGGAGCUUUGCUCUUAAUCUACACUUCAAGGGACCUCAAGCUUACAGGUAUUUAAGCGAAGUACUGGCUUUGCCAUCUGAGAGUUCAUUGCGAAAUUGGCUCAAGGAAGUUACUUUGGAACCUGGUGUCAUGCCUUCAGUUCUUGAAGGACUGAAGACAAAACUCCAGGGACUGCCACCAAAAGAUCGUACAUGUGUAUUGCUCUUUGAUGAGAUGUCCAUCAAGGAGCAUCUGCAGUACGAUUCCAGAUCAGACACAGUUUACGGCUUUGCAGACACUGGAAAAGAAAGGAACUCCCAGAUGGCAAAUUCAGCUUUGCUUGUCGCACUCUCAGGGUUAACAAAAGCAUGGGUUCAGCCCCUGUGUUAUCUUUUUUCCAAGUCUACCGUGUCAGCAGACACACUGCAAGAUUUGAUUCAGGACCUUAUUCGACAGCUUAAAUCAUUGGAUAUCUCUGUGAAAGCGGUUGUCUGUGACCAGGGUGCCAGCAACUGUGCAUUGUCUAGAAAACUUCAGAUCUCCCCUACCAAACCUUACUUCUGUGUCGAUGAAUCCAAAGUAUAUUUUAUUUUUGAUCCACCACAUUUAAUGAAAACCACACGGAACCUGCUGUUGAAGCAUGACCUACAGAUCGGGGAUGCUCAAGAGAAGGUUCAGUGGUCCUUCAUUAAACAGUACUAUGAAUCAGACCACCCCCUAAAGGUCCGACUGUCGCCAAAGUUGACAGACAACCACAUUCACCCCACAGCUUUCAAACGUAUGAAGGUCAAGCUUGCGACGCAAGUACUGAGCAAUAGUGUUUCCACUGGGAUCGCUGUCCUUAUUAGCGUGGGAUGUAUGCCUCCAGCAGCCACUGAGACUUCAGAAUUCCUCCUUAAGAUGGAUCAACUGUUUGACUGUUUAAACAGUUCAUCUGUCGAACAGAGUGACGACAAAAAGAUGAGAUAUGCAAUGAACAAUUCAACGAAACAUAAGGAGUUACUAGAGUCUGCAGCCCAGUGGAUUGCAACGUGGAAAUUUGACAGUGAUAGGCAACCUCCUACUGUAAGGGGGUGGCAGAUCACGAUUCGCGCAGUACUUGCAUUGUGGGAAGAUCUUCACCAAAAUUUUGGUUUUGAACAUCUGCUGACACGGAGGCUCAACCAGGACCCCCUGGAAAACAUGUUCGGUCAAUUCCGGCAAAUGCACGGGUGCAAUGAAACACCAAACGCGUUUCAGUUUGUGUCAAGCCUCAAGCAUACCCUUGCAGGGAGGCUCAUGAAGCUUCCAAGCAGGGGGAAUUGCGAGGCUGAUACAACUGAGCUUUUAAAUGACUUGUUGAGCAUGCCGGUUUCUUCAACUGCAGACAUUCCCUGUGAGCCUGACAGCUCACAAGGGAUGCCUGCAGAUGAUGAAAUGGAGACUGAACAUGAGAUGCAUGUUGUGCAGGAGCCUGACAACAUUAUUGAGGCUAAUGCACAGUAUGCAUACGCGGGAUCCUUGGUUCACUCUUUCUUAAAGAACUCAAAAUGUACAGACUGUCCAAGCUUGUUGAGGGCUGCAGGUGAGGGGAUCAGGAGAGCAGAGGGGUUAUAUUUGUAUUUGGAGAGCGAAUCGGGUGGUUCUGACACUACAUCUUGUGCCCCAUCAGAUUCAUUUUUUGCAUAUUUUGGCAGGUUGGAAAAUGUAUUUAAACUCGAGAUUUCAAAUGUCUUACACAGACAGCAAGUAAGAAAGCAACUUGUUAAUCGGUUAAGACAUUGUCAUGGCAGAGACACAUUGACAAGUCAUGAGCCAUUCUGCUCGAUUGCCUGUCAAGGCAGUUUCCUAGGUCACUUCGUUAAUAAACGAUUACAGUAUCACAUAAGACUAAAAAACAGGGAGGCUAAGGAGGCAGCUUUUCAGAGGUCCGAACAAAGGAAACGGAAGAAACUUCCAGCAUGAGUGUAACGUUUGAGACAUUCAGUGUGGCACUCCAUCUCCACUCAUCCAAAUGAUCCUGAGCAUUGUGUACAGAAAAAAAGAGAGUGGUGAGAUUCCACAAACAGAGAAUUUUUUAAUAUUGUAAUGUUACCCACGUCUACAGACAUUUGACAAGGAUUUGUUGCUUUAUGUUGAGAGACAACUAUGCAGUAUCACACGCCACAGCACCAAAGUGAUCCCAUCAUUAAUUUUGGCUCGCUUAGUUUUCUGUAACAGAUGGCAAGCAGUAUUCAAGUAUAAGCUGAGCAGUUUUCAUAGUAUGCUGCACAAAUUCAUACGCCUAGGAAUGUCAUAACCACAGCCAUGUGAAAUCUAUUGUUUAUAUGAUGCAUUACAUCAAAAGCAUGUAUAUAUGACAUUUUUGUUUUGAGCCUAUAGCUAUAAACGAAAUGUUUCUUUUGUGUAUAGUAGUGUUUGGAGAAUAAGCACAAUGCAAAUAAUGUAUAAGCAUGCAUUUUUGCUUUCCUUUUUACCUGUCGUCGUGCCUAACCUGUGCAAGUUGUCAUUCUUGAAAGGUGAAUCCCAGAGAAGCUGUUUCGUUUGCUGUUCGUAAUAUUCUAGUCUUCGCAACUGUACAUGCCUAAUAGUGUUACACAUGCGUAUAGAAGUAUGAUAUUUCGUAUAGUCACACCUACAUAAUGUGUUUCAGUGAAAGCCUGCACUGUCACUGAUGCUACAAGUUCACGUUUUUUCCGUUCGUAGCUCGAACCACCCGUAGUUUACACAAUACGAACUACCCCCAUUUUUGCUUAGCUUUUGUAUAAAUUCCAGUACUGUCCUUUCAUUGUAUGCGUUGUAAAACAAGCGUGAUGCUCAAGUUGUAACAUCUUUAUCCAUCCACAAUGAUUCGUGAUGCAACGAAUGUUCCACAUACGCGGUGAACGAGAACAAAACUCGCGUGUGCAUUUACUUUGUGUACUUGCUUGUUGUCAUUGCUUCUUGGGUUCUUUCUUUCACUCGCCAAAUAAAUGUAUGUC
Ornithodoros turicata is the source of this 4782-nucleotide messenger RNA. RefSeq lists its product as uncharacterized. Lineage: Eukaryota; Metazoa; Arthropoda; Arachnida; Ixodida; Argasidae. The record is from RefSeq and is a predicted model, not a curated record. The transcript is spliced from 8 exons. Bases 830 to 3766 code for a protein of 978 amino acids.